AACUUUUCCUUGUUAAACUUUUUCUUAAUAAAUUUUCCCCAAAAACUUAAAUAAAAAUAUAAAAAAAAAAGAGAAGGAAUUACUCAAGUUCACGUAUCCUUCUGUACAAUCUUCACAAACGAUGACUGAAUUUUGUUUUUCUUUAUCUGUACUAAAAUUCCUAAUUAGAUGGACAUAAAUUCUGCAAAAAUUUCCUUUUUCCUUCACGCAACCAGACACCCCCUUUUUCUUUUCUCCUUCUCUUCGGUUUCUGCACAAUAAAUUUUAUCAAUUAUUCACCGCUUCAACUUAUCUUUGAUAAAAGCGCCUCCUCUUUUCUCCUAAUCAUCUAAUUCCUUUCUUCUUCUCGACUAAAGUGCAAUAAAUUUUAUUUUGCAUAAGAAAAUUCGUAAGCUUUUGUUGUAUUCAGAACUUGUUCUCAGCUGGGUCGCAGUACAACAGAGUAAGUCCAAAUUUUAUUGCAGCCAGACUAAAACUUGAUUGGAUUCCCAGACUUAAGCUUUGGCAGAUGAAAAGAAAUUUCACAUAAAAACAUACGUCGUUUGGGGGAUGGACUGGCUGUCUUUACCUACUGUUACAUUUUGUGAAUGAUGUUCGGUAGGCAGAAGGCUUCUAAUGCUCUCAGCAUAUUUAAAUGGAGAUCGCAUGGUGAAUCGACUUUGACAACAGGCUUGCUUAAAGAUGUUCCUCCAGAAAUUGAAUUGUCUGACUAUGGAAGGGUACCAAGUCCUGGUAGUGAGAGUCCUUCGGGACUUCUUAAUGGUGAAAGCUUGAAUGUGGAACCAAUUGCUGAUUUGGACCUGUUCUUUGAAAGGCUAUACAGUUACUACUGUGAGAAAGGGCUUUGGUGCAUUAUUAUAAAGUGGAUUGUUGAACUUCUAAGUCUUGGUUUCACUAUUUGUUUUUCGGGAUUUUUCUUAUUAUAUGUUGAUUGGAAUGGUCUUCGUAAUGCUAAAUGUGGUAUGGAUGCGGUUGAAUCUGGAAUCAAGCCCUGUGAUCUCGGUAAAGAAGCUCUUCAUGAACACCCUUUAACCCCUCUAACACUUUCAAAAGCUGUUAUUGUUGGAUAUUUGGGAUUAUUUUCUAUCUAUUGGAUCUUCUGUUUUUUGAGAUUCUUUGCACAAUUAAGGGACAUUCUUGGGAUCCGUCACUUCUAUUACAACAGUCUCCAUGUUACGGACAGCGAGAUUCAAACCAUGCCAUGGGCUACAAUCCUUGAAAAGGUUGUACACUUGCAAUGUUCACAGCAACUCUGUGUGGUCAAAGACCUCUCUGCACAUGAUGUGGUGAUGCGCCUGAUGCGGAAGGAGAACUACUUAAUUGGAAUGCUCAAUAAAGGAGUGCUUGCUUUUCCAAUCUCUCCAUGGAUUCCAGGAGCUGGUCCAACUGUCAAAUCUGGUUCAAAUGGAACACAUUACCGCCUGAUGCUGACAAAGACCCUUGAAUGGACCUUAAAUUGGUGCAUAUUGCAAAGCAUGUUUGAUCGAAACUUUUGUGUUAGGAGGGACUUUAUUUCUAAUCCUAAAACCUUAAAGAAAAGGCUUAUGGUAGUUGGGGUUGCAAUGCUUCUUCUUUCACCAUUUCUGGUUAUUUUCAUGCUUGUGUAUCUCUUCCUAAGGCAUGCUGAACAAUUUUAUAAUCAUCCAAGCACAGCAUCAUCUCGAAGAUGGUCAAAUUUGUCUAAAUGGAUUUUUAGGGAAUUCAAUGAGGUUGACCAUCUGUUCAAGCACCGUAUCAAUGGAAGUAUAAUGCAUGCCUCAGACUAUCUGAAGCAAUUCCCCUCACCCAUUAUCUCAAUUAUUGCUAAGUUUAUAUCUUUUGUUUCUGGUGGCUUUGCUGCUAUCCUGAUCAUCAUUGCAUUUCUGGAGGAAUCUCUGCUAGAGGGCCAUAUAUUUGGUCGUAAUUUAUUCUGGUAUGCUGCUGUGUUCGGAACAAUAACAGCCAUCAGCCGGGCCGCAAUAGCAGAUGAACUCCUUGUCCUUGAUCCAGAAGGGGCUAUGUCUAUGGUGGUCCAACAUACACAUUAUAUGCCAAAGAGAUGGCGUGGGAAAGAAAAUACUGAGAUUGUCCGGAUAGAAUUUGAAACCCUGUUUCAGUAUACUGGGAUGAUGUUACUCGAGGAGAUGGCAUCGAUUUUCCUCACCCCUUUUUUGCUUUUAUUUGUUGUCCCAAAGCGGGUAGAUGACAUCUUACAGUUUAUUGCAGAUUUUACAGUGAAUGUUGAAGGUGUUGGCCAUGUGUGCUGUUUUAGUGCUUUUGAUUUUCAAAACCAUGGCAAUAGCAAUUAUGGUUCUCCUUAUCAUACAGAGCACAUCCAAAGGAGCUCUCAGGGCAAGAUGGAGAAGUCCUUUUUGAGUUUUCAAAGCAGCUAUCCUUCAUGGGAACCUAAUGAUCAGGGAAAGCAAUUUUUGUCAAACCUUAGAAAUUUCAGGGAGCAAAAGUUGCAAGGGCACACAAUUAGACAUGCAUAUUCUCCUCCUAGAACGUGGCAAGGAAGCCCCAAUCUGAGAGGCCCUGGGAUUAGAAAUUCUCCUUUAUCUAGGGAUCCAUAUGGUACUCCGGGAUUUCAUUUAGGUUCUUUGUGGCUAAUUGAUGAAGACCAAAAGAAUCAUCCAUAUCUUCUCGAUUGGUACUACACUUCCCGCCCUCAUUCUUCCACUAAUCAUACAAGAAAUAAUCCAGCAGGACCGUUUGAAGCAACUGAGCAACAUCAUGAAGACUAUUGGAUGCGAACCAAAUUGACACAAAAUGAUGUUAGAUGUGAUGAUGACUACUGGCAUAACCGCAGUGAAGAUCGAAUAGGUUCACACUUAGAGGCAUCUACAUCUACUCCUUUCUUUCGGGAGAGUGUACUUCAUCAACAUGAUUCCAGCAACUUUGCACAUUCAACUAGGAGCCAUUGGUGGGCUAGAAGCGGCCGACCUGGCACACAUCCCCAAACAAGUUUUAUGGAACCUCCUGAUUUUAACCGCUUUACUUCAGAUAAUUAUUAUGAUAAUAUUUCAGAUAGAAGCUUAGAGGAGCAAGAAAACCAUUUCAGUUGGGGGAUUGCUAACAGGUUAUCACGGACUGCAUAUAUGCAUGAUGAUCUAGAAGUAGGAGAAGUAAAUCUCCAUUUUGAUGAUAUUUAUAGCAGACCACCUGAGACUCCCACUGAAUAUCGAGAGCCUCCAAGCUUUUGAAUUUGACUGUCAAUUACCUCUUUUUAAGUUUGUUUAGAGGUUAUUGUUUUCAAAUAUGUGGGUUGCAUACAGGUUUCCAAGAAUGAAUCGAUUAAUUUUGUUUGUAUAAAAAGGAAACUCUGUAUUCUUUGUUGUAUAUAUAUUCAUUAUGAGGUUUAGAUUCUGAAAUAGGCCUCAAGUCAAUUUAAAGGUUUUACAUUCCAGUCAUUGUAAGCCUCCCCUGUAAAAACCAUUACAAUCCAUUGAUACAUUUCGAAUCUGAUUAACAUUCAUUUUAUUCUUU
Molecule: messenger RNA, 3465 nt
Organism: Jatropha curcas
Lineage: Eukaryota; Viridiplantae; Streptophyta; Magnoliopsida; Malpighiales; Euphorbiaceae
Gene: APG9
Product: autophagy 9 (APG9)
Biological process (GO): piecemeal microautophagy of the nucleus; autophagy of mitochondrion; protein localization to phagophore assembly site
Cellular component (GO): phagophore assembly site; autophagosome
Source: RefSeq, a predicted model, not a curated record